CUAGAUCCAGUAAGGCCACACAGUUUGGGCUUACCCAUAAUCCACUUACGGCCCAUAUGUCUUUGCUCAUUUAUUAUGGGCUAGGCACAAGGUUAAGGCCCAAAAGUCUGUACAUUACUGAUUGAAUUAUGGCGGGUAGGCGGAUCUAGAGGGCGCUAAAUUUCAAACUGAAAUCACCCCGAAGACCAUGCUCCAGAUUUCCUCUCAUGAAUCCAUGCCUGGCUCAGAGCAAACCGUCUGCGCUUUUGCGUCUCCGCUACGUCUGUACUUCAUCCCGGAGUCACGCUUCCCGCCUUGAACCGCACAAUUCCACCAAUCUCUUGAGUGCGUACUUCAAAUCGGGAAGGGUUUCGGAUGCAGAGAAGCUGUUCGAUAAAAUGUCUGACAGAAACGUAGUCUCGUGGUCCAUUGCUAUUCACGGCUACGCCAUCAAUGGGCAUCACGUGAAGUCGAUCAAUGCGUUCACCCAGAUGCGUCACUCCGGUUUGGUCCCCAAUUCCUUCACUGUGGUUGGAGUCCUCAUUAGUACCGGCGGUUUGUCUGACUUGGUCCUCGGCAGGUCUGUGCAUGGACUUGCCGUCAAAAGUGGGUUGCAGUCGGAGUCGAUCGUUGCAACCGCAGUGUUGGACAUGUAUGCCAAAUGUGGAAACGUGUUCGAUUCUUAUAAAGUGUUUGAGGAGCUGAAGGACUUGCAUUUGGUCUCGUGCAAUGCCAUUGUAGCGGGAUUUAUUGCCAAUGGGCUAUGCAGGGAAAGUUUUGUGCUUUUCGGAAAGUUGAGGAAGGCUGGUUUAACUCCUAAUUCGUCUACGAUGUUGACCCUUAUUAGAGGCUGUAUUGGCUUAGGGAUUAGGAUUCUUUCUGAAUCAAUUCAUUGUUUAAUUAUUAAGCUAGGCUUUGGAUUGGAUGUUUCUGUUAACAAUGCAGUUAUUGGCAUGUACUCAAGUUUCCUGGACAUUUCUGCAACCGGGAAAGUUUUCCAGGAGAUAGAAUGUAAAGACAUUAUCAGUUGGACAACCAUGAUGGGAUUAUUGGUUGGCAUUGAAGAUGCCCUUGGGGCUAUUAGGCUCUACUUUGAAAUGAAGGGCAAUGGGUUUUAUGUUGAUGCAGUAGUAAUCAUGCAUCUUAUUUUGGCUUCUUCAGCUUUAGGAAACUUGAAUAUGGGAAGACAAGUCCAUGCUCAAGCUGUAUUCCUUGGACUGCUAACAAAGCUUCCUGUUGUAAAUUCCCUCAUCAAGAUGUACCUGAAGUGUGGCGAUUUGGACUCAUCAAGUACUCUUUUUGAUGGAACUACUGAAAAGAGUCCGGUCACUUGGACUGCCAUGAUCUCAGGACUAACAAAUAAUGGCCAUGCAAGAGCAGCUUUGGAUCUCAUGAGCAAGGCAAGAUGGGACUACAGUUGUUGCCUUGAUUCAGUGACAAUUCUCAGUGCUAUAAUUGCUUGUGGUGAAAUCGCUGCUUUUGAGUUCUGCCAGCAGCUUCAUUGCUAUGCGUUCAAGAUGGGAUAUGCACAUCAUGUACCAACUUCAAACAGCCUUAUAUCAGCUUAUUCCAAGUGUGGAAAUGUCCAACUUGCGCAUAUUGUAUUCAAGGAUAUGGGUCCUUUUUGCAAUGUGGCCUCUUGGAAUAUGAUUAUAUCUGGUUAUGGUAUCAACAGCCAAGGAGAACAUGCUGUUGCCCUUUAUCAUGAAAUGCUGAAAGACGGCAAUGAAGAACCUGAUAGUGCGACUUAUUCAGCUGUACUUACUGCUUGCAGUCAUGCAGGGUUAGUAGAUAAAGGUGUGAUGAUAUUCAAUCGGAUGGUGGAAGAUGGUAAAGUGAAGCCGAGAGAAGAGCAUUUUGGUUGUGUUAUCGACUUGCUAGCACGAUCAGGAUUUGUCGAUGAUGCAAGUGGGUUUGCUAAGAAGUUCCCUGAGAAAAUGAGCCUGAAUGCUUGGAAGGCUUUGCUCGGUGGAUGUGCUGUUCAUGGUGAUUUGCAGGUUGCUGAGCAUGCUGGAAGGAGAUUAUUUGAGCAGGAGUACGAGGAGUCAGGUGAGGUUGUGCUCUUGUCGAAUUUAUAUGCAUCAGUUGGAAGGUUUGAAGAUGCUGAAGCAUUGAGAUUGAGGAUAGAGAACAAAGGUUUGAGUAAGGAUCCCGGGAGUAGUUUUGUUAAUGGUAUGAUGCAUUAUGAUUGUGGUUGAGAUGUUGGUUAAUUGGGGAUAGUCCAAUAGUUGCAGCUUGAACCCAAUCAGAAAAGGGUUCGAGUUCAAGGUGUGAAAUUCUCUGAAAAGUUAGGAUUUUGUUUGGUGGGUUCCCAUAUCCCAAUGGACAAUGACUUACACAUUCAUUGGUGUGAAAUGACAAAUCUUAACUUUAAUAUUUGUUGGGGCAUACAAUAAUGCAGUGCUACUUUGUGCUUCUUAAAGGAUGCCUUGCUACAGGGUAUUUCAAUUUCCAAAGGGGCACAAGUCGAUGACUAACCAAAGUCUUUGAAAUGUCAAGGGGGAAAAAAAAGUAGAUUGUUUUCCCAUAGAAGUCAUGUAAUCGAAAUAAAAGACUCAUUUCGAUAGUCGAAUAGUUUAGAAACGAACAUGGUGAACAUCGUAAUACAGACAAGAAAAUAAAUCUACUUAAACUGCAAAUUCAAAAAUUAACUCCUGAUGCUGCUAUUUGAGAUAAGAACAGCUGAACAAGCACCAUAUUACUUGCAUUUCUAACAAUGUUGAUGGAUGAUAGGAAUGGAAGGGACAAUUCCAAGAUACUAUUCCCUCCUGCCACACAGGGGAAUGAGAUAGAUAUAUGCCAAACCAAUCUACACCACUUAUAAAACUGAAACUGUGUAUGUGCCAUAUAUUCUGACCAGGACACAAGCUUAAUCUUCAAGCAACAGGCACAAAGGGUCAGUGAUUCCACAUGGAUAAAGCUCAAGCAGAACAAAAAGAACAUGUGCCCUGUACUCUGUAGUAAAGAACAGAGGAAUUUCCAAGUAGCAGCAGCAUGGCAAAUCAUUUAUUCCAAGAAAAUUUCCACAGAAGAAACACAGUGUGGAGGAAAGGAAGUUGAAGACUAACUCGAAACUUGAAAGCAACAGCUUUUAUUUCGUUUUGGCAUCAAACCCGGCUGUGGCUGCAAUUGCUCUAGCCAUUCCUAUCAACCCAGAAAACCGGAAAACAGAGCACAUCCAUUAUUUUCUUUUUUUCCCUGUACUUUUUCUUGGCUAAAUAGCCAGAUCAUCGUGUCUCCUAUCUUAAUCAUGGUUGUGGGCUCUACCUAAAGUUUUCAGCUUUGGUCAUGUGACAUUAACCCAGGAACACCAUCAUCAUGAUUUCCAUUUCAUCAUUCACCGGGCUCCUUUGAAUCAUCAUCAUCAUCAUUCUCAUCAUAAUACUAAAAAAAGGGGGAAUUGGAUCCUUUAUCAAUUAUGGGGGUGAUUUCUUUAUCUGGGUUUGCUUCCUUUUCCCUCCCUUCUUCUUCUUCUUCUUCUUCUUCUUUUGAUCAGAUUUCUAUCUUAUUCAAUUAGUUUAGCCUUAGCCCUUAGGUCGUUUGACAGAUCAAAGGCGACAAAACAAUUCCAAAAGAGAUAAAGGGUAGAUCUUCAUUCCAAGUCCUUUUCAGCCUUUCCCUUUAGUUUUUGUCCCAUUGUUUUAAUUCAAUCAGCUGUCUUUAAAGUAGGCAUGCAUCCAAAAGCCAAAGACUUUGUUGGAUAUGAUGUGAUUAACAAUAGACUGUAGAUUCCCCUGCAUCACCAUUGCUGUGGGUCAUCUUCAUUCAAUUGCAUUAUUGCAAUUCCUGUCUCAAUUCCCAGAUUUGUGUUGUGGGUAAAACACGAUGAUAUGCAAUUAUGGAAUUUUACUUUUUACCUUUUACCCAUCACAUCCAUUCACCCUCCCCUUUUUACCAUUCUCAAUGAUUUUGGUAGCUAGCCAUAGGUUUUCGUAGGGGAACAAAAGGUAAAGGUUGUCAACACCAAAAUCUUAAUCAAUUUCAUCGUAGGAUCCCAAAGUAACUUGCUACAUUUGACUAUUGGGUAUGUUCCUCAAAGCCCCCCAUCCUAGGCGCAAUCCACUCUCCCUAUUCUUAGAUUUACCCGUGAUAGAUUGCAUGCAAUGCAAGGCACAAGCUUCUAUUUCAUAUGCUUCGACUUUCGAAUUAACAUUCGUGUUUCUU
Linum trigynum is the source of this 4143-nucleotide messenger RNA. Lineage: Eukaryota; Viridiplantae; Streptophyta; Magnoliopsida; Malpighiales; Linaceae. The record is from the annotation of a GenBank genome assembly.